Glycine soja is the source of this 1818-nucleotide messenger RNA. RefSeq names its product protein WHAT'S THIS FACTOR 9, mitochondrial-like. Gene Ontology annotation, molecular function: RNA binding. The record is from RefSeq and is a predicted model, not a curated record. The transcript is spliced from 3 exons. Lineage: Eukaryota; Viridiplantae; Streptophyta; Magnoliopsida; Fabales; Fabaceae. Bases 363 to 1604 code for a protein of 413 amino acids.
GAAGCUCACUCACUGACUUCACUUUAGCAGACGAGGGUCUGAGUGAGGUGCUUGUUGCGUUGUGGGGAAGACCCCUAUUCAUUUCGUAAUCGCAGAACAUUCGAACCAGAGAAGAGAACGAUGACUAUAUGGAACUACGUCGUCACAGCUCACAAACCCACCAACGUCACCCACUCCUGCGUCGGCAAUCUCAUCAUCGCGAAAUGCACGCGCAUCUAGAUUCACCUGCUUUCUCCCCAAGGCUUGCAGGUUAUUUUGCAUACCUUCUGAGCAUUUAUUGAAGCAAAGUUUGGAUUAUGAUAACUACAAGUGCAAAGGGCAUCUUUCUGUGCUAGUUAUGCUAUCUGUAAUCGGUUUAUAGUAUGUUUCAUUGGCUUUUUGGUAUUGCAAGAAAUUUUGGUUUUGUUCGUGGUUAUCAACAAGGAUACAUUUACCAGCAGAAGUUUAGUCUUGUGAACAUAAAGUUGAAAUGGGUGAAAGAUAGGACAUUGGAUGCUCUUGUUACUGGUCAGAGGGAUCUUAAGGCAGUUGGGAUUCUUGUCUCCAUCAUUUAUUCUUCUUCUGAAUGCUGCCUUCCAAUUUAUCAUCUUUCUCGCCACCGUGGACAACUUGGUCUUCCCAGUGACCUCAAACUUUCCACCUUUAUAAGAAGAUAUCCCAACAUAUUUAAUGAGUCCUCUUUUCUUGAUAGUGGAGGCUCUCCUGUUCCGUGUUUCAGUUUGAGUCCUGAAGCCUUGGAGCUCCAUCAUGAGGAAGUCAACAUCCUUCAGCAAAAUCAGUUGGAACUCAGGGAUAGGCUGUGCAAACUGCUUAUGCUCACAAGUGAUAGGAUCCUUCCACUACAAACCAUUGACCAGUUAAAAUGGGACUUGGGUUUACCAUACGAUUACCAGCAUUCUUUUGUUCCAAAUCAUCCUGAAAGUUUCUUAUAUGUUCGCCUUCCUGAUGAUCGUAUUGGCCUGAAAUUGUUAUUUUGGGAUGACAAGCUUGCCAUCCCUGAGUUACAGAAGAAUACUUCUCUACAACAAAAGGCAGAAGACAUAAAAAAUGGAUCCUUAGAAUUUCCAAUUAGUUUCACCAGGGGUUUUGGUUUGAAAAGAAAAUGCAUGGAGUGGUUGAAAGAGUGGCAGAAACUCCCUUAUACUUCACCUUACAUCAAUGCCUCUCAUUUGGAUCCCCGUACUGAUGUAUCUGAGAAAAGGAUAGUUGGAGUCUUCCAUGAGCUCCUUCAUCUCACACUCCAUAAGCAAACCGAGCGCAAGAACGUUAGCAACUUGCGUAGACCCUUGGCCUUACCUCAGAAGUUUACUAAAGUAUUUGAGCGUCAUCCUGGUAUUUUUUAUAUUUCCAAGAGGAGUGAUACCCAAACAGUUGUUCUUAGGGAGGCCUAUAAUGGUCAGGAACCUGUGCAGAAUCAUGCCCUUGUACAAAUUAGAGAGGAAUUUGCAAGCCUGUUGAAGAAAGGGCUAUUGGAUAGGAGUAAGGGUGUAUACAAAAAAAGCAGACACACUAAUUUGGUGGAGGGUUUGAGAAAGGAGGUUUGCAUUGCUAAAAAAACUAACCAGUUUAGUUCUGAGGAUGAAUCAGAUUCCAUGUUUUUCUGAAUAUGAUUCGGAUGGCCCUCCACAAAACCCUUGCUGAUAUAUGUGAAUGUGAUAUUUCUCUUUAGCCAUUAUGUUAAAGUGGUUUGGCUUAGUGACAAUCUUGAAAUCUGGCCUAGAUGGGGGAUGUUUGCAUAUUACUAUUUUUCACCCACUUUUGCCUCUUGUGAAGAUCUGUCAAUAACCAAAUAUGUCAACAAUGCUGUCUUCUUAGCAA